Molecule: messenger RNA, 806 nt
Organism: Adineta steineri
Lineage: Eukaryota; Metazoa; Rotifera; Eurotatoria; Adinetida; Adinetidae
Source: the annotation of a GenBank genome assembly
AUGAAUGCCAACAACGAUAAUAACCAACAAUCGAAGAUAAAAUGUCAUGGUAAUCGAAGAGAUCAACGUUUUCGACGAAAAUGUCGUAAACGUGGAAUGGAACCAGCAGAAAUAAAAAAAUUACUUGAACGUAAUCAAUCGAAACAGUCGACAACAACAGCAACAACACAUUUGAAUAAACGUAAACGAAAUAUAUCACUUCAAGAAUUAAAAGCAAAACGACCAAUGUACUUACAACGAUCAUCUUGGAUACUUUUUCAAACAUUAAAGAUUGGUCGUACAGAGCAUCAUUGGCCGGAAGAAGUUCAACUGUUAUCAAAAACAAAUGAUUAUGAACUAUGUUUUCAAUAUCUUACCAAUUAUAUAGAACAGUUAAACGAACAAAUUAAUCAAUAUGAAAAAGAACUUGCAACUCAACUUAGUUCGUAUUCAAUGAUACCUAUAUCAGUCAAUCAAGUUGAUACUUGUCUAAAAGAAUAUGUCAAUCAUCAACGACAAUAUUUAGUAACAAAAAACUCUAACCAAUUGGCCAAACUUCAAGAUGAGAUUCUAGCAAAUAAAUUAUAUGAAACGAUUAUGACUUCCUAUCCUAGUUUAAAUCCAAAUCAAUUCAUUGAUCAGUUAAUUAGUAUACGACAGAAGCAAACACAACUUUUGGAAGAACUUCUUCAGUUAGAAAUGCGAAUUCUUUAUAAAUUUUUACCAUCCGAUCUUGAUCAAGAAGAAAAGAUAGUUGCACUUAUUGCUUAUAUACCCUUGAAUAAUAAACGUUAUAAAAUGAUACAAGAUGCAAAACGUCAAUGGUU